Messenger RNA from Phytophthora nicotianae INRA-310, 495 nucleotides. RefSeq lists its product as hypothetical. Bases 1 to 495 code for a protein of 164 amino acids. Lineage: Eukaryota; Oomycota; Peronosporomycetes; Peronosporales; Peronosporaceae. The transcript has a single exon. The record is from RefSeq and is a predicted model, not a curated record.
AUGGCAGGUUUGCCCGCCAUUAAUCCGCUGGACCCAGUGGUGACUCCUGAAGGCAUGGAAGCGGCCAGUUUGGACGAGGUCAGGGCAAUUCGUGGAGCUAAUUUCGCUAAAUUGGCUAAGGCUCUCGAAGAACUACACAAGCGAGUGGCAAUUGGACGAAGUGCAGCGGAAAGAAAGGGGCGAGCAAAAUCGCUCAAACGCGCUGCCAAGAUGGCGCAAUUCGCAACUGGGGACUUUGUUUUGUAUGCGGAUGUUUGGAGUCAUCGUCACUCGAAGCUUCGGGUGAAGUGGUGCGGCCCCGCUAGAGUUGUUGACACGUCGUCGAACUGGGUGUUCACAGUGGAGAACUUACUAACUGGAGAAACAAAUGAAGCUCAUGCGACCCGGCUCAAGUUCUAUUCGGAUUCUUCGCUGGGGAUCACGGAGGAUCUUAUCGCUCACGUCGCGCACAACAGAGAAGGACAUGUUGUGGAGAAGCUGCUGAAAGCUCGCUAG